AAUCUCUUCGAUUAAGAGGUUUGUAUCAGUUCCUCUUAAUUUCUCCGUUUAAGCAAAAACCCAGCUAUUGUUUCUUCUUUUUAAAGGAACAUCCUUUGGUGUUGUGUUAGAAGAAACUGGGGGAACUAUCGGAGAGAAUUUUGAUUUUUCUGGGUUGUUUCAAUUUUGGGUUUUCUUUGUUGGGUGUUUGGGAUUAUGAGGAAUAGUGGAGAUGGACAGGGGCAAACUAAAACGCAAGGUGGUGGCGUCGUUUCCAAGUCAGCUUGGAGUUCAUUGCGUGCAAUUUCCAGUUACUUAAGGAUUGUUUCUUCCGGGGCUUCCACUGUGGCGCGGUCGGCGGUGUCCGUGGCAUCAUCGAUCGUGGACAGGGAAGAUGAUUCUGUGUAUGAUCAGGUUAAUUGGGCUGGCUUUGACAAGUUAGAAGGUGAGAAAGAUGUCACUCGAAAAGUUCUCCUGCUUGGUUAUCGAUCUGGUUUCCAGAUUUGGGAUGUUGAAGAAGCAGAUAAUGUCCUUGGCUUGGUUUCAAGGCGUGAUGGUCCUGUUUCAUUUAUGCAAAUGCUACCAAAACCAGUAGCAGCGAAGAGAUCAGAAGACAAGUUUGCAAACAGCCGUCCCCUUUUGGUAGUUUGUUCCGAUGGGUCCCUUUAUGGGGGCACUAACAUUCAGGUUCAUUCUUGCAAUGGAAGCAUCCCACACAGCAAUGAUUCAGGGAAUGGUAGCACUGCCCCUGCCAUUGUCCAAUUUUAUUCGUUGAGAUCCCAAUCUUAUAUACAUGAGCUAAAGUUUAGAUCAGUUGUUUAUUCUGUAAGGUGCAGUUCUCGAAUUGUUGCUAUAGCUCAAGCAGCUCAGAUCCAUUGUUUUGAUGCCACAACAUUAGAAAAAGAAUAUACCAUUGUUACAAACCCUAUAGUCACAUCCUGCCCUGGUUCCGGAUCUGUAGGUUUUGGACCUUUGGCAGUUGGUCCUAGGUGGCUGGCUUAUAGCGGAAGUCCAGUUGUAGGUUCCAAUUGUGGACAUGUCAGUCCACAGCAUCUUAUGCCUUCUGCAAGUUUCUCUGGUUUUUCUUCAAAUGGUAGCCUGGUCGCGCAUUAUGCAAAAGAAUCCAGCAAGCAACUUGCUGCUGGGAUUGUGACCUUAGGAGACAUGGGAUAUAAGAAACUGUCGAAAUAUCUGCCGGACUCGUACAGUUCUCUGCAAUCAGGAAAUCCUGGCUGGAAAGGGAAUGAAAAUGUCAAUGGUCAUGUUCUCGAUACCGAUUACAUGGGAAUGGUUAUUGUCAGAGAUAUUGUCAGCAAGGUUGUUAUUGCUCAGUUUAGGGCACACAAGAGCCCCAUUUCAGCAUUAUGCUUUGAUCCCAGUGGUACUCUUCUUGUGACAGCUUCAGUUCAGGGUCAUAAUAUCAACGUUUUCAAGAUUAUGCCUGUACUUCAAGGAAGCACAUCUGCAUGUGAUGUAUCAGCAUCAUAUUCACAUCUCUACAGACUGCAGCGUGGUUUUACAAAUGCUGUAAUACAGGAUAUUAGUUUCAGUGAUGAUAGCAACUGGAUUAUGAUUAGUUCUUCAAGAGGGACAAGCCAUCUAUUUGCUAUCAAUUCAAUGGGUGGAUCUGUAAGUUUUCAGUCUGCUGAUGCUGGUUUUGCUACUAAAAAUAGCGGUUUGGGUGUUAUGACUAAGCCACAAGUUCAUUGGCCUCCUAAUAUAGGAGUGCAAACACCUAGACAAACAAGUCUUUGUGCUUCUGGACCUCCAGUGACACUUUCUGUUGUUAGCAGAAUAAGGAACGGAAAUAAUGGUUGGAGAGGCGCUGUAAGUGGUGCUGCUACGGCUGCAACUGGAAGGAUGGGUUCCCUUUCAGGGGCAAUUGCUUCCUCUUUCCAUAACUGCAAAUGCAAUAAUCUUGUGUUUGCCGAGAGCAGCUCUUUGAAGACAAAAUAUCAGCUUCUGGUUUUCUCUCCUUCUGGAUGUAUGACACAGUAUGCUUUACGACCAUCUCCUGACCAGGAUCCAACACCAGUUGUUUCUGGAUUAAACUCAGCAUUUGAAUCAUCUGCAGAAUCUGAUGGAAGGUUAGUAGUUGAGGCAAUGCAGAAAUGGAAUAUUUGUCAGAAACAAACCCGAAUGGAACUAGAAGAUAAUAUAGACAUAUAUGGAGAGAAUGGAGCAUCAGAAACUGGUAAAGUAUAUCCAGAAGAUAUCAAAGAGGGAACUACAUUCCCUGACCCAUCCACAAUUGACAAAGCAGAUACCAACCCCGAGGAAGAGCAUAAUUUGUAUAUUUCAGAAGCUGAACUACAGAUGCAUCAAGCUCAGGCACCAUUGUGGGCAAAACCAGAGUUAUACUUUCAAUCAAUGGUGAUGGAUGGCAUCAACAUGGCUGAAGAAAAUUCUUCUGUUGGGGAAAUAGAAAUUGAAAAUUUGCCAACUCACAUGAUUGGAGCACGGAAGAAAAGCUUAGUUCCAGUUUUUGAUUACCUUCAAACUUCUAAAUUCCAGCAAGCAAGGAUUCCAACUGUAAAUAGCAAUAGCAAUGGAUACCUGCUGCAUCAAAGGUCUGGUGUAUCUGAAAAUGGCCGGCUUUCAUGUAGAAGUAGCUCUGGCUCUCUUAUCUCUAUGACUGGAAAUGGUGCUAUGCUUGCUGAACUUCAAAAUGGCAUCAAGGAAACUAGAUUAAAUGGUCCUCAGAUGCCUUUAGGAACCAAGGGCUGUGUAAAUAAAAGUGACAGCCUUAAAACCAACUCCCAGGUUGAUAUUGUAAAUAAUAGUGAGAACUCAAGAAUGGAAGCUGAACUCAAGUUUGUAAAUAAUUACAGUGAAGACCUCCAGAUGGGGAAUCUUUUUGAAGAAGAUGAAGGUGAUGAGUAUGACCAGAGGUGUGCAUUUAUCAUUUGAUUCUCCAGAGACUGAUUAACAUUGUUUCAUAGUAUGGUUUUAAUACCAUGUUUAGCAAUGUAAACAAGACAGAAAGGGUGCUUUGACAGUGAAUUGUUUAAUACUAUGUUGGGUUUUUUCAUAGGUUUACUCUGUAAAUUACAGUCAGUGAAUUUCACAAUAGUUGUGAUCUGUAAAUAAUAGAAUUACAAACACCAACUCUUUUAUUCUAUUAAUUUAAAAAGCUUAUUUGUUAUCAUUCAA
Messenger RNA from Hibiscus syriacus, 3132 nucleotides. RefSeq names its product autophagy-related protein 18f-like. Lineage: Eukaryota; Viridiplantae; Streptophyta; Magnoliopsida; Malvales; Malvaceae. The coding region runs from base 196 to 2889 and encodes 897 amino acids. The transcript is spliced from 8 exons. Gene Ontology annotation, cellular component: cytoplasm. Gene Ontology annotation, molecular function: protein binding. The record is from RefSeq and is a predicted model, not a curated record. Gene Ontology annotation, biological process: autophagy; response to starvation.